Molecule: messenger RNA, 2040 nt
Organism: Trypanosoma theileri
Lineage: Eukaryota; Euglenozoa; Kinetoplastea; Trypanosomatida; Trypanosomatidae
Product: putative protein kinase
Exons: 1
Coding region: 1-2040 (679 amino acids)
Biological process (GO): protein phosphorylation; regulation of cytokinesis; mitotic spindle organization
Cellular component (GO): spindle microtubule; spindle pole centrosome; spindle midzone
Molecular function (GO): ATP binding; protein kinase activity
Source: RefSeq, a predicted model, not a curated record
AUGCACUCCACAAGGUCUGAGAGUCAUUGGCUAUACGACUGGCAGAAGAGUGGUAAUAACUGCAGCUACAACGAUGGAAGCACCUUAAACACUCUUAGUGAUCCUUAUACUAGCAUUUAUAAUAUGCAUGAGGUGCAGCAAACUCAUUGUUGUUAUUCUUCUUCUUAUUCUUCACCACCACCACCACCGGUAGAUCAACGUGAAAAAUUAGAAGCAACAACAACAACAACAUCAACACCAACUUCAAAGGGAAGCGAAACAGUAAAGAUGAAUAACGAAACUUAUUUUUUGACCAAUUUUCACUAUCCAAAGUUUACCGAAUAUGAAACUGGAAAGAAACGUAUGUGGUCUUUAGAUGAUUUUGAUAUUGCACGUAAACUAGAUGAAGGACGUUUUGGUAAAAUUUAUCUUGCACGUGAGAAGAGUACAAAGUGUGCGGUAGUGCUUAAAUGUCUUUCAAAGAAUAUGAUACGUUAUCAUAAUCUUUUUCAUCAGUUAAGACGUGAGAUAGAAUUACAGGAAUAUUCAGGACGUUACCAUCCUCAUAUUCUCCGACUUUUUGCAUACUUCUGGGAUGAUAUGAAUAUUUUUUUAGUUUUGGAGUACGCUGAAGGAGGAAAUUUACAGAUGCUUUUAGAAAGUCGAGAAAAUCAGCGACUCUUAGAAGAUGAGGUACGUGUUAUUUUGCGACCACUCCUCUUAGCAUUAACAUUCUUGCAUGAAAGAGAUAUUAUUCAUCGAGAUGUAAAACCAGAAAAUAUAUUAUUUAAAUCGAAAGAAGUAAAAUUAGCAGAUUUUUCAUGGGCUGUACGUCUUAACCAGGGAGAUAUACGCUAUAGUAGACGAUAUACAUUAUGUGGAACUUUAGAUUAUCUUUCACCAGAACUUAUUUCAAGACGUGGUUGUACCACAAAGGCAGAUGUGUGGUCUGUUGGUGUACUGGCAUACCGUAUGUUGUGUGGUCAAGCACCAUUUGAACACCAAUCUGCAGGGGAAACAUGUAGUCGUAUUACAAGAGGUAAUAUAUACUAUCCGGAAUAUCUCUCUAUAGAAGCACGUGAGUUUAUUGCUGCACUUCUAUGUGUGAAUGAGUCUAAACGAAUUUCAUGCAUGGAGGCUUUACAGCACCCAUUUAUUCGAAAUGAGAGAUCUAAUUCACGUCCAAAUGGAAUGGAUACAGUUCUUCCAAGUCCAGUAAGUGUGGACUGUUCAGCUACACCCUUACAUUGGGAAACCGCAUUCACAGAAUUUCCAGUACCUAGUCCUGAAGUAUUUCAACAACAACAACAACAACAUCAACAACAACAGUACGAACAAAAACAGUACAAUCGAGGAAGAGAAGAAGAAGAAGAAGAAGAAGAAAAAGAAAGAUAUUAUGAGCAUGAAUAUAGGCAUGAUCUUGAAAAUAAUCAAGAUCAUCAGGAAACGCAAAAUAGUUUCUUAAAUUUAACUCUUGGACGAACUCCUACUGCUGUCUCUACUGGGAAUAAAGUAACAUCAGCAGCUCGAAGUGCUUCUGUUUCUGGUGCUAGCUUUGUUACAGUUAGUUCAUCACAUUCAACAGAUUAUAUUCCAAAUUUACGAAGUAUGAGUAUCCCUAGUAUUUUAUCUGUUUCACAGAGUGAUUGGAUUCCUUCAGUUGUUUCUACUACUGCUAUUUCUACUACUAAUACUACUAUUAAUAAUGCUGCUACUCUUGUCGCUGGGGUGACUUCGAAGAGUGGUUCUGAAGAUGUAGGAACAUCUACUCAAGGGGCAAGUUAUAGUCGACCUCAUUUGCAUUGUAGUGGAAGCGAUAGAAGCGGAACUACAUUUACACAACAUGGGACACUUUUAGCUCCUUCAUCUCCCACGUCGCUUUAUGUUGUUCCUCACUAUACCGGAGCUGGUGGCAUUUACACCGUAUCUCGAGAAGAGGAAGAAGAAGAAGAAGUAGAAAAUAACUGCGUUGUUCGACUGCGUUUCGAUGAUAGUAUUACAUCUCUUUCACAGCUCACAAAUGCAUCAGAAAGUACACUAUAUGAUCAAAUAAAUGAAUAA